UAUAAAGCCUGGUGCCAAGGGGCGAGACUCACUGGCUCAGAGGAGGACUCGCCUGCCAGCAGGGAAACUUCCCUCCAGCUCCCAGGGCGGGUCUCGUCCUCUCUCCAGCCCUGCUCAGGCAUUUGGCAGGUUCAGGUCCGGCAGAAGCACAGCUCCUGCAGCUCCAAGCACACCUCCAGCCUGAUGGGACCAACUGAGGAGGCUCCCAGGAGCACAGGAGUGGCUGCAACCCAGCUUUCCAGACCCACUCUCUUUCAAGAACACUGGGCUUUUCCUUCCGACCUUACUUCUUGCUUCAUCAGCUGCUGAAAUGCAUUUUCCCCUCUCCUCACAAAUGCUGUUUUCCUGGGGCUGCUGUGCCCACACACCUGUUGCUUCCUGGGCCUGCUCUGUGGCUAUAAAGGGAAAGAACACCCCUGCCUGUGGGGGUGACUCACGUCCAGCCUCCAGCUGCAGCUGAGCAGCCAUGGGACCUGCAGGAAAAAAGGCCGCAUACUUCCCACAGGUGACUCUUCCACCCCAGCUCAACCACAGCUACCUCCUGAGCUCAUAAAGCUGAAGUUCUGGCCCUCCCUGGGCUCCUGACAUACUCAGACUCCAUGGACACCCGGCCAGGGAUGCAGGACUUUGUCCCAAAGCUGGGGCCACUCAAUGAGACUUAGUUCUCUCCUGUUGCUUCUCCAGGUACCCAGAAAGUGAGGAGCUCCACGCAGGACUGCACACGUCGGCCAACACCCGCAGGGAUGCCCACUGGAUGAGCACGAGAGGGCCCUUGCCUCCAUGGGCGUGCCAUGCCAGCGGGCAGAGCAUCUGUUUUUCCCACCCUCUGCAAUUAACAAACCCAACCCAAACUGCCACAGGUGUUCCUCGUGGGGAGUUUCCUGUCCUACAAAUGCCGGGCUCAUUUCGAGGAGAGUCACGUUUCUUUCUAAAGAUGGAUUCAUUGUUUGAAACAGAUCUCUGGGAGCCUUUUGGCAAAUCUUGAAAGCCGCACGGCGCAGAGACAUGGAUGUUACUUCCCAAGCCCAGGGCAUGGGCCUGGAAAUGUACCCAGGCACCGCACAGCCAGCAGCCCCCAACAGCACCUCCCCCGAGCUCAACCUGUCCCACCUGCUCCUGGGCACCUCCCUGACAAAUGGGACAGGCGAGCUCUCGGAGCACCAGCAGUAUGUGAUUGGCCUCUUCCUCUCGUGCCUCUACACCAUCUUCCUCUUCCCCAUCGGCUUUGUGGGCAACAUCCUGAUCCUAGUGGUGAACAUCAGCUUCCGCGAGAAGAUGACCAUCCCCGACCUGUACUUCAUCAACCUGGCAGUGGCGGACCUCAUCCUGGUGGCUGACUCCCUGAUCGAGGUCUUCAACCUGCACGAGCAGUACUACGACAUCGCCGUCCUGUGCACCUUCAUGUCGCUCUUCCUGCAGGUCAACAUGUACAGCAGCGUCUUCUUCCUCACCUGGAUGAGCUUCGACCGCUACCUCGCCCUGGCCAGGGCCAUGCGCUGCAGCCUGUUCCGUACCAAGCACCACGCGCGACUAAGCUGCGGCCUCAUCUGGAUGGUGUCCGUGUCAGCCACGCUGGUGCCUUUCACCGCCGUGCACCUGCAGCACACUGAUGAGGCCUGCUUUUGUUUCGCGGAUGUCCGGGAGGUGCAGUGGCUGGAGGUCACACUGGGCUUCAUUGUGCCCUUCGCCAUCAUCGGUCUCUGCUACUCCCUCAUCGUCCGGGUGCUGGUCAGGGCACACCGGCACCGUGGGCUGCGGCCGCGGCGGCAGAAGGCGCUCCGCAUGAUCCUGGCGGUGGUGCUGGUCUUCUUUGUCUGCUGGCUGCCGGAGAAUGUCUUCAUCAGCGUGCACCUCCUGCAGCGGACGCAGCCUGGGGCCGCUCCCUGCAAGCAGUCUUUCCGCCAUGCCCACCCGCUCACCGGCCACAUCGUCAACCUGGCAGCGUUCUCCAACAGCUGCCUCAACCCCCUCAUCUACAGCUUUCUAGGGGAAACCUUCAGGGACAAGCUGAGGCUGUACAUUGAGCAGAAAACAAACUUGCCGGCCCUGAACCGCUUCUGCCACGCCGCCCUGAAGGCCGUCAUUCCAGAUAGCACCGAGCAGUCGGACGUGAGGUUCAGCAGUGCCGUGUAGCCAGCCUUGGCCGCAGGGGAGCCGCGGGGUGUGACUCUCAGGAGCUGCACGCACUUGGGUGGACAGAAGGCAUUGCCACGUCCUGUCUCUAUACUGUGGCCAGAUGUGGCUACCGGCUCCUUGGGGCCUUGAGAGGGUCAUGGUCAGAUGUGGCUACUGGCUCCUUGGGACCUUGUGAGGGUCACACUUGCCUGGUCCCCCUGAGGCUGCUGAGG
Molecule: messenger RNA, 2348 nt
Organism: Sapajus apella (tufted capuchin)
Lineage: Eukaryota; Metazoa; Chordata; Mammalia; Primates; Cebidae
Gene: GPER1
Product: G protein-coupled estrogen receptor 1
Exons: 2
Coding region: 1006-2133 (375 amino acids)
Biological process (GO): G protein-coupled receptor signaling pathway
Cellular component (GO): membrane
Molecular function (GO): G protein-coupled receptor activity
Source: RefSeq, a predicted model, not a curated record